CCCGCCCACAUUAUCAUUUCCGGGCGCUCUGAGAAUAAUGUCCAUACACAGAGAAAGGUAAAGAACGAUCAUGCAAGAUGAUUGGUGGUCUUUUUAUAUACAACCACAAAGGGGAGGUUCUUAUAUCUAGAGUAUUCCGAGAUGAUAUUGGGCGUCAUGCUGUGGACGCCUUUCGAGUCAAUGUUAUCCAUGCUCGGCAGCAGGUCCGUUCCCCUGUAACCAACCUGGCCCGCACCAGCUUCUUCCACAUCAAGCGGGGCAACAUCUGGCUGGCGGCCGUCACACGACAGAAUGUCAAUGCCUCUAUGGUGUUUGAGUUCCUGAUGAAGUUGUGUGAUGUGAUGAGUUCUUACUUUGGAAAGAUCAACGAAGACAACGUCAAGAAUAACUUUGUCUUGAUCUAUGAACUCCUUGAUGAGAUCCUAGACUAUGGUUAUCCACAGAACACAGACACUGGUAUCCUGAAGACGUUCAUCACACAGACAGGCAUCAAGUCACAGACCAGAGAGGAACAGGCUCAGAUAACCAACCAGGUCACAGGUCAAAUAGGCUGGCGCCGUGAAGGCAUCAAGUACAGACGUAACGAGCUCUUCUUAGAUGUUCUGGAGAAUGUUAACUUACUCAUGUCACCACAAGGACAAGUCUUGAGUGCCCACGUUGCUGGCAAGGUGAUCAUGAAGAGCUAUCUUAGUGGAAUGCCAGAAUGUAAAUUUGGCAUGAAUGAUAAAUUGACUCUAGACAAGCAAGGCAAAGGAGACAGUGACACAUCAAAGACUAAAAGCUCUAUAGCCAUUGAUGACUGCACCUUCCACCAGUGCGUCAAACUCAGUAAGUUUGAAUCGGAGCGAAGCAUAAGCUUCAUUCCUCCUGACGGUGAGUUUGAGUUGAUGAAAUAUCGCACCACUAAGGAUAUCAGCUUGCCGUUCCGAUGCAUUCCAUUAGUACGUGAGGUUGGACGAACCAAGAUGGAAGUCAAGGUAGUCCUCAAGUCGAACUUCAAGCCCUCAAUCCUUGGCCAGAAAAUUGAAGUGCGUAUCCCUACACCAAUGAACACCAGCGGAGUGCAGGUUCUUUGCAUGAAGGGGAAAGCCAAGUACAAGUCAAGUGAAAAUGCCAUCGUUUGGAAGAUCAAGCGUAUGAGUGGCAUGAAGGAAGUUCAAAUCACUGCCGAAAUUGAACUCCUACCAUCUGGUGAGAAGAAGAAAUGGGCGCGGCCUCCCAUCUCUCUUAACUUUGAGGUUCCGUUUGCAGCCUCUGGUCUGAAGGUCCGCUACCUGAAAGUAUUUGAGUCUAAGCUCAACUACAGUGACCACGAUGUAAUCAAGUGGGUGCGGUACAUCAGUCGUAGCGGACUUUACGAGACCAGGUCUUAACGUCGACAAGCCUUCCAGAAGAGAGGGAGAGAGAAUGAAGAAUAGAAAUAUCGCACCAGUCAGCGUUUCCAGUCCCAACAGUUUGUACUUUCAUUAUGUAGCUUAAUCUUGUUCCCCUUAUUGUUCUUUUUGUGGACAGUUUUUGUCUCUAAUCCUACCGAAGAAGUCAGUGUUAAACUCUUUCUCUGGUUGGGAAAUAAUUCUUGCAUAAUUUUCUUGUUUUCUUUUAAGAAAUGAUGCCAAGAAUUGUUCAAUGGUAGAUGUUUAAAUCUUGAAACCCACCACCGUUCAAUCCAACUUUGUUGUACACCUUAUAAUUGCUUGACAUCCACACACACUAAUUUAAAUUAAGGUCAUAAAGGUCAUAAGGUCAUAGCUAGGUAGGAGUUGCGCCGCAUAAUCUACUUAUGUUCACAAGUCUGAUCAAGUGUUUCAUUCCAACUGUUUCUCUCAUGAAGGCAAUUAUUCCAAACAUCUAUCCAUCAAUUCAUAAUAAACAACCAUCUUGAUUGGCUAGCUUGCCACCAUCACUAAUCAGUCAUACACAGGACAAAAGACUUCCGCAAGUCUUUUGCUAAACAUCUAAGGUAAUUGCCACCAUCAAACACACUGUACAGAGACUUAUGCAAGUCUAUGCUAAGAACCCUGGCAUACAUUCGCAACAUGUGCUGUCAUCACCAUGACCAAAGGCACUGCUGAGUAGACUUGAGCAAGUCUAUGCCAAGAAUCAUUAUCCUACUACUGCGCUGUACAGUAGACUUAAGCAAGUCCCCUAUCAGGACAUGUUUGAGCAAUAAUCGUGGAUAAGUUACCAGUAAUUCCUUUUGACUGAGUACCAGUCAAUGUUAAGGAUUGUCCUCAAAUUCCAAGUGCUUUGGUAUCCAUGCUAUAGGGGAAACAAAUCCAUACCAUUGUGGUCGCUCCUGACCAGAAACAAUGUUCUUUUUUGGUCGGUCUGCAAACCGUAAUUUAUCUUUGGGUCUUCGCGACAAGGUCAGAGUGUGUUGCAAAGGUGAAGCUUUUAUGAUUUACCCAAGCAUGUUUGCAUGAUACGUAAUAAGCUAACAUAGACAGUAAAUGUAGCCUGUACCCAAUGCCUCCCCCCCCCCCCUUCCCUUAAAAAAAAGGAUAUAAGAAAACUUAGUCUUUAGAAGAAUUUUCCAGUGGUAUCCAACUCGGUGAACUCAUUAUCAAAAUGAGGUAAAAACUCAACGCCUCUCAAAAAACCUCGCCCCCAAAACAAAAGAGCAAAAAUGUAUUAUAUAUCAUUUGUUAAGACAUCGCUUGCAUUUUAUUUUGGUCCAUGU
Molecule: messenger RNA, 2680 nt
Organism: Asterias rubens (European starfish)
Lineage: Eukaryota; Metazoa; Echinodermata; Asteroidea; Forcipulatida; Asteriidae
Product: AP-2 complex subunit mu
Exons: 10
Coding region: 78-1373 (431 amino acids)
Biological process (GO): clathrin-dependent endocytosis; intracellular protein transport
Cellular component (GO): cytoplasmic vesicle; AP-2 adaptor complex
Molecular function (GO): clathrin-cargo adaptor activity
Source: RefSeq, a predicted model, not a curated record